Messenger RNA from Thunnus maccoyii (southern bluefin tuna), 4130 nucleotides. It is a transcript of the gene mtmr9, whose product is annotated as myotubularin related protein 9. Bases 114 to 1763 code for a protein of 549 amino acids. The record is from RefSeq and is a predicted model, not a curated record. The transcript is spliced from 11 exons. Gene Ontology annotation, biological process: negative regulation of autophagy. Lineage: Eukaryota; Metazoa; Chordata; Actinopteri; Scombriformes; Scombridae.
AAAAAAAAAAAAGGAACUUCGGGAUUUCACGAGCCAGUUGUUUCCAGUCGGCGUGUUUUUGUGAACGUACCAGUCUCGUCCAACAACAAAAUAAACGGAAAGAUAAUCAGAUCAUGGAGUUUGCAGAGCUGAUAAAGACACCCAGGGUGGAUGGGGUUGUCCUGCAUCGACCUUUCAUGCCCACUGUGGAGGGGACUUUGUGUUUGACUGGCCACCACCUGAUUCUCUCCUCCAGACAGGACAACACAGAAGAGCUGUGGCUACUUCAUUCAAACAUCGACUCUAUAGAGAAAAGAUUUGUGGGCUCUCUGGGAAGCAUCAUAGUCAAAUGCAAAGACCUUAGGGUGAUCCAGCUGGACAUCCCUGGUAUGGAGGAGUGUCUCAACAUUGCCAGCUCUAUUGAGGCUCUGUCCACACUUGAUUCAGUCUCCUUGAUGUACCCUUUCUUCUACCGGCCCAUGUUUGAAGUCAUAGAAGAUGGAUGGAAUUCUUUCCUUCCACAGGAUGCAUUUAAAGACUUGGAGUCCAUGACAGAUGAGUGGAGACUGAGUGAAGUCAACAAGGACUUCAGCGUGUGUCCGUCAUACCCUCCUCUGGUGGCAGUGCCCAAAGAUGUUGAUGAUGACACACUGAGGAAAGUAGCGACCUUCCGUCACAGUGGCCGUUUCCCAGUGCUUAGCUACUACCACAAGAAGAAUGGCAUGGUGAUGAUGCGAGCAGGCCAGCCUCUCACAGGCACAAACGGGCGACGGUGUAAGGAAGACGAGAAGCUGAUCAACGCCACCCUGCGGCCGGGCAAACGCGGGUACAUCAUUGACACGCGCACCAUCAAUGUGGCCCAGCAGGCCAAAGCUCGAGGAGGAGGAUUCGAGUCUGAAGCUAACUAUCCACAGUGGAGGAGGAUCCACAAGGCCAUCGAAAGGUCCAAUGUCCUCCAGGACAGCCUGAUUAAGCUGGUGGAGGCGUGUAACGACCAGUCCCACAGUAUGGAUCGCUGGUUGAGUAAGCUUGAGGCUUCCAGCUGGCAGACUCAUGUCAAAGAGAUCCUCACCACCGCCUGCUUGGCUGCACAGUGUAUCGACAGGGAGGGAGCAUCAGUGCUUGUUCAUGGUACAGAAGGGACAGACACCACCCUGCAGGUGACCUCCUUGGCUCAGAUCAUCCUUGAUCCAGCGUGCAGGACCAUCAGAGGCUUCCAGGGCCUGGUGGAGCGAGAGUGGCUCCAGGCGGGUCACCCGUUCCAGCAACGCUGCGCCCUGUCAGCCUACUCCAACAGCAAACCUCGCCAAGAGGCUCCUGUCUUCCUGCUCUUCUUGGACUGUGUGUGGCAGAUUAUUCGUCAGUUUCCAUGCUCCUUUGAAUUCAGUGAGAGCUUCUUGGUGCUGCUCUUUGAGCAUGCCUAUGCCUCUCAGUUUGGUACUUUCCUGGGCAACAGCGCAGCUGAGAGAGCUAAACUGUCUCUGCCUGAAAAGACUGUGUCCCUGUGGUCAUGGGUGAAUCGGCCCCAGGAGCUGGAGCGCCUGACAAACCCGCUCUACGAGGCCAACAGUCUUGUGAUCUGGCCCUCUGUGGCCCCUCAGAGUCUGCUGCUGUGGGAGGGAGUUUUCCUUCGCUGGAACCGGUCCUCCAAGUGUUUGGAUGAGGCCUAUGAGGAAAUGGUACAUAUAAUUGAGUACAACAAGGAGCUUCAGAAUAAAGUAAACAGCCUGCGCAGGCAGCUUGCCCAGCUGGAAACUGAAGAUCCUCUGCUUCAAACACCAUAGAGAGAGCUGAAAGAAAGAGGUAGAAAAUGUGGAAAAUAACUAAAAACAGAAACAGAUCUCUGUCAUCCCGAUUUUUAGACUUUAGUUAGGUUUAAAUUAUUUUCAAACGUUUGAGAAUAAGAAAUCUAAACUAUUCUAAUUUUGCAUUUUGAACAUGAUUAUUGUUGCAUGUUUGUUGGAAUUGGCAAAAUCGUUCUCUCUUUGACUACUUCGAUGCAGUUACUCGUCACGCAGCGUACAUGGCUGAAUGGACUUGAAGAAAAAAAAAAAAACGCACACAUUUUCAACAUAUUUUGCCAUGUUAUCUCAUUCAAACUAAGGAACAAGAGGGAAACAUUCAAAAACAAACAAACAAGCAAAAAACAUUGCCAGUCAUUUCUCAAAGCGCUGCUAAAAGCCAAACAUCCCUCAUCACAUAGAAAUCCAAUAUCAGUAUGCAUGCAGAACCGUAUGCACAGAAAAAUAUGGGUUCAUUUUCUUAAAUUAUGCUUUGACUUGUCAGAUGAUUUCACAGACGGUAAUAUUGUCAAACCCCCACACUCACUGACUAAUUAAUUAGUUAAUUUUUAAAUAAUACUUAAUGUUAGACUCUAAUGUACUGUAUUUGUGGGCAUUGAUUGUGUUCAGGAGUGGAUAGUGGGGCGUUUGGAGGACGGCGGAUGUACACUUACUACUGGGUACACAUGUCUAUCACAUCCUGCUGAAUGUAUAUGCCACCGAAGCACUGCAGAGUAACUAUGGCAACAUAUAGGGUUCUGUAAGGCAGCAUGUGACUUUGCUGCAUGAUGAGGUGAUAUAAUAAGCGUAGGUUGGGUCAGCACCUAAUGUACUAUACAAUGAGAGGGGAGGCUUGUUUAAUAUGGAUUUGACCAAAAUAUCCUGAUUCUUGUAUGUUAAUCAUUACUUGACAUUCCAGUACGUACCAUGACCAGAGUUAUGGAUAAAUUACACAGAAGAUUUAUCUAAUACAACCUUAUAAAACAGUUAUGUCCAUCAGCUGGUUGCCUGGUUAUGUUUGGUCAAAAUAUUUCCCAAUCUCAUUGUGCACAGUAGUAAGAAAGUAUAUAUUUGAGAGUAUGAAGCAGAAAAAAAAGAGUAGGGGUUGUUGCUAUGGUUAUGUUGGCCAUGUUGGCCAUAUGCUUAUCAGUGAGAUUUUAAAGAAUUGGCCACAAGAGGGUUUGUCUGCUUAAGAGGUGAAAAUAUUAUAUCCUUAUAGACCAGUUUAUAUUUUGGGAGUUAAAGUUCUAUAAUUGUUGCAUUCAAGUACAUAAUUGAACAAACUGCAUAUCUUCUCUUUCUUAGUUUAAGAUCUAAAACUAAUGCACUUUGUGUGAAAGGCAUUUCAGUUACUUUAUGUGUAUAUAUGUGUGUGAGGCCAUUAUACUCUACCACAAUGUCAGAAUCAUACUCUUAUAAUUAUAAUUCUUCUAAUUGAUAUUGUUUUUGUUGUUAGUACAACAUAAUAGAUGAUAAAUGUCUUAAUAUUAAAUGUGAAAAUAUGCCAAUAUAUCCAACUCAUGUUUACUGGAACAUAGUUUUCAGCAUCCAAGGUAAUUUUCUCACAAAUCUGGGACCAGAAAAGUCAAAUUGUUGGCAUUUCUAAACCUUUAAUUACGCUGUUAUGAAAGAAGGAGUUGAGACAUGUUUAAAACAACUUGAACUGACUUCUUUUGGCACAGUGACACUAAAUCUCAUCUUUCAGCAUGAUUCAUAUUUUACGAUUGCUGACAGUCACAUCGAGAAAGCUUUAUGCUGCAUGUAAAAUACAGAAAAGUGACCUUUUUUUGGUAGAAUUCAAUCUACAAUGUUCAACUUUGGCUGUAAAAUACAUUUUAAUACUGUCUCAUCUGCUUGUCUCCAUAUUGUCUUAACACAUUUCAUCUAUUUUGCUUCAAGAAUGAUGUAAUAAUCACACUAAUCUAAACUGAUUCCAGCCACUACAUUAAUCUGCUUGAUAAAGGGAAAGUUUACAUGUAUAUUUCAUGUGUGCACUAUAUUCUCAUAGUUUCCUUUAGCCCAAAAGGCAUCUUAAUUUGUUGCUUUGUGUGUGCAUGAAUGGAACACAGUUUAAAAGUUCUGGUGUCAUUGUACAGAUGUCCUAUGCUCGCAUUACACAUAAUAUUCUCUUUGCUUUGUCUAAGUCAACAAAACUCUAAAAGAUUAUCAGCACUGUGGACAAAUAAUCGUUUUGUUGGUUCGUUGUUCUACUUAUCAGCUUGGUGCAAUGCCUUACUGCAAAAUCAGAAUUUAAAAUUAAAAGAUUCAAGUACUUUUAUCACUGCUGAUCAUAUGUCUGUAAAAAUCUAUAAUUGUUGAAAAGAUAAAAUGUUUUUAAGUUUUCAAGCCAUUAAAAAUUAUAGCACAAGA